Molecule: messenger RNA, 1798 nt
Organism: Elaeis guineensis (African oil palm)
Lineage: Eukaryota; Viridiplantae; Streptophyta; Magnoliopsida; Arecales; Arecaceae
Product: 3-oxoacyl-[acyl-carrier-protein] synthase I, chloroplastic
Biological process (GO): fatty acid biosynthetic process
Cellular component (GO): mitochondrion
Molecular function (GO): 3-oxoacyl-[acyl-carrier-protein] synthase activity
Source: RefSeq, a predicted model, not a curated record
CCUACUUAUUUUCCCCGUCCCUCCUUCGCCCUCCCUUGUCUUCUCCCCGCCCCCUCGACAGCCAUGCAGACCAUUCGCGUCCCGUCCACGGACGGCCUCCGCCUCUCCCCCUCGUUUCCGCCUUCCUCUGCCGCCGCCGAUCCUCCCCGGCGCGGCCUCCUCCUCCGCCGAUCCGUCCUGCGGCCCGCCGUCCGCGCCUCCGUCGAGGCGGCGGCGGCGGCGGCGCCCCGGAGGGAGAUAGAUCCAAGGAAGCGGGUGGUGAUAACGGGGAUGGGGCUGGUGUCGGUGUUCGGGAACGACGUCGAUGUUUACUACCAGAAGCUGCUGGAAGGGGAGAGUGGGAUCGGGCCAAUCGACCGGUUCGACGCCUCCAAGUUGCCGACGAGGUUCGCCGGCCAGAUCAGGGGGUUCUCGUCGGAGGGGUACAUCGACGGGAAGAAUGGCCGCCGGCUCGAUGACUGCCUGCGGUACUGUCUCGUCAGUGGCAAGAGAGCGCUCGAGAGCGCUGGGCUAGGCGUUGGGAGCAAGGCCCUCGGCAAGGUUGACAAGGCACGAGCUGGUGUACUUGUGGGGACGGGCAUGGGUGGCGUUACAGUGUUAUGUGAUGGUAUCUGGUCUCUCACAGAGAGCAACUACAAGAAAGUGACUCCUUUUUCUAUUCCUUAUGCCAUAACAAACAUGGGCUCGGCCCUGCUGGCAAUGGAUAUUGGCUUCAUGGGUGCAAACUAUUCAAUUUCAACUGCCUGUGCUACUUCGAAUUAUUGUUUCUAUGCUGCUGCCAACCAUAUUCGUCGUGGUGAGGCUGAUGUAAUGAUUGCUGGUGGUACAGAAGCCCCAAUUAUUCCCAUGGGUGUUGGGGGUUUUGUGGCAUGUAGAGCAUUGUCACAGAGAAAUGACGACCCCACAACUGCAUCAAGGCCAUGGGACAAAGAUAGAGAUGGCUUUGUUAUGGGAGAAGGUGCUGGAGUCUUGGUUAUGGAGAGUCUGGAACAUGCAAUGAAACGUGAUGCACCUAUUAUUGCUGAGUACCUGGGAGGUGCUGUUAACUGUGAUGCUUAUCAUAUGACGUGUCCUAGAGCUGAUGGGCUCGGCGUGUCCUCUUGCAUCCAAAAAAGUCUGGAACAUGCUGGUGUUGCACCAGAAGAGGUUAACUAUAUAAAUGCCCAUGCAACUUCUACACCUGCCGGUGAUCUAGCUGAGGUGAAUGCAAUUAAACAGGUGUUCAAGAACCCAUCAGACGUCAAGAUCAAUGCAACCAAGUCCAUGAUAGGGCACUGCCUUGGUGCAGCCGGGGGUUUAGAAGCGAUUGCAACAGUGAAAGCCAUAGCUACUGGGUGGCUGCAUCCAACAAUCAACCAAUUUAAUCCGGAGCCUGCAGUUGAAUUUGAUACAGUGGCAAAUAAAAAGCAGCAACAUGAAGUGAAUGUUGCCAUUUCUAAUUCAUUUGGAUUUGGAGGUCACAACUCGGUGGUGGUGUUUGCCCCGUUUAAGCCAUGAUCCAUCAUAGUUUGCCUUCUGCAUUGAAAGAAUGUAGUUGUAGCAAGUAGGGAUUGUUCAUUUUAGUGAAGCAAGUUUUGACAAAAAAGGCUUUUGUGGAAGGAGUAGCAUGAGGUGGUUUACAGCGGCGGCUUUGGUCAUUUUAAGUCUAGGAAGAGGAGCACUCAUACUUAGGGUGGCAUGGGUGUAUUUUAGGAGAGGUCCCGGAAAAUCUCAACCAAAUAUAUGUUAAUCUUUCUUCCUAUUCUCAAACAUGACUAACAAAUAAUAGUCAUUGCUAAUGAAUUCAACUCAACUGAUA